CAUUACACAACUAAUCAAAAUGCCAUCAGGAAACGGUGCUAGAGCUCAACAAAAAAGAGAAAGAAAUAUUAAAAGACAAGAAGGUGCAGGUGGUGGUAAAAGUCAAUUAAAAGCUAAUGAAGCUGCCAAAACUACUAUUUGUAACAUUUGUAGAACCAGUUUCUUAUGUACUGCCAAAGAAAGUGAACUCAAAAUUCACUCUGAAAACAAACACCCAAAGAAUAAAUUCGAAGAAUGUUUCCCAGGUUUUGUUGGCAAAGCUUAAAUUAAUUUAGAUUUCAACUAUACAUUAUACAAAAAAACAGCAAACCAAAUACAAUAACAUAACAAUACAAUAACAACACAAAUUUAUAAUAUUAUAUAUUGGAAGAUAUAUGUAGUAUAAUUCCCCACCCAUAACCAACAGCAAUCCAAGUUUCUUUUCAUAUACAUAUAUUUUAAGAAUAAAAUGUACAUAUUUUAG
Molecule: messenger RNA, 463 nt
Organism: Dictyostelium purpureum
Lineage: Eukaryota; Evosea; Eumycetozoa; Dictyosteliales; Dictyosteliaceae
Exons: 2
Coding region: 20-265 (81 amino acids)
Source: RefSeq, a predicted model, not a curated record